This is a messenger RNA of Talaromyces atroroseus, 603 nucleotides long. RefSeq lists its product as hypothetical. The record is from RefSeq and is a predicted model, not a curated record. Gene Ontology annotation, cellular component: extrinsic component of endoplasmic reticulum membrane; UDP-N-acetylglucosamine transferase complex. The coding region runs from base 1 to 603 and encodes 200 amino acids. Lineage: Eukaryota; Fungi; Ascomycota; Eurotiomycetes; Eurotiales; Trichocomaceae. Gene Ontology annotation, molecular function: hexosyltransferase activity. Gene Ontology annotation, biological process: dolichol-linked oligosaccharide biosynthetic process. The transcript is spliced from 3 exons.
AUGGCCAACAAACCUCAGAAGGUGUGCUUUGUGACUAUUGGCGCUACAGCUCCGUUCGAUACCUUGCUUUCGAAUGUUUUAGACAGCGAUUUCCUCGAGGCGCUCAAAACUCAUGAAUAUACAAAACUUCUGAUCCAGUACGGAAAAGAGGGCCGUGCUAUCUUUGACACAUUCAUCCAAAACGCUCCCCCCGAAAGCCCUGCACGCUAUGGUCUUGUUAUCCAAGGGUUCGGCUUUAGACAGGAAGGACUUCUCCAGGAGAUGCGCUCAACCCAAUCAAAUAAAGCUCUGGAUACUGUGGAGGGAAUGAUUCUCAGCCAUGCGGGAUCGGGCUCGAUCAUGGAAGCCUUGCGCAUCGGCGUGCCUCUCGUCGUGGUACCAAAUCCAGCACUCCAAGGCAACCACCAAGAAGAGCUUGCCAAAGAGAUUGAGAAUAACGGCUGGGCCGUUGCCGGACAGUUAAACCGUCUCGCGGAUUCCGUUCAGAAAGCAGAGAGCCUUCGCAGCCUCUCACGAAUUUGGCCGCCAAAGGACAGUGUCGGAUCGAGACAUAAAAGGGGCUUGGCCGGCGUUGUGGAAGACGAGUUGGGUUUCUUGGAUUAG